Messenger RNA from Gossypium raimondii (Peruvian cotton), 624 nucleotides. RefSeq lists its product as uncharacterized. NCBI's taxonomy places the organism in Eukaryota, Viridiplantae, Streptophyta, Magnoliopsida, Malvales, Malvaceae. The coding region runs from base 1 to 624 and encodes 207 amino acids. The record is from RefSeq and is a predicted model, not a curated record. The transcript is spliced from 2 exons.
AUGAGCAGAUCAUUUCAGUCUACAUCCAAGAGGCCAAGAGAGUUCUCUAUUAGAUUGAAUUUUUCAGCCGGGUAUCCUAGCCGAAACAGAGGUAGAAGAUUUGUGGGUUCAAGAGCUCAGACUACUACAGUCGCAACUAUGGGUAGUACUCGACCACCUGGUGAGAGUGUGCUCAACGUGGUGGACGUCAUCUCGAAAGUCUUUAUUUACAUUGAGAUGAUGGUAAAUACUAGCUUGGCUUUAUCAGAUGAUGGUUCUAUUUUAGCUGAGUUGAAAGCUAAACCGAUGUUUCUUGAAGAAAUAUGUAAAGCUCAGAAAGAUGACAGUGAGUUGCAAACUAAAAGAGCUCAGUGCGAGUCAGGUGUUGAGUCUGACUUUCAGAUUGGUUCUAAUGGUUGUUUGAUGUUCAAAAAUUUGAUAUGUAUACCGAAGUAUGAUGAGCUUAUUCGAAAGAUUUUACAGGAAGCACAUAGCAGUUCUUUUUCUAUUCACUUAGGUAGUACAAAGAUGUAUAAUGAUUUGAAGAAAAUGUACUUGUGGACAGGAAUGAAAAGAGAUAUUUCAGAAUUUGUUUCUAGAUACUUGAUUUGUCAGCAGGUAAAAGUCAAACAUCAGGUACCUUAA